CAUAAUUUCGCCUGUUGAAACUCUAGAGAGAACAACACAAAGCUCAUCUAUCGAGUGAGUAUAUCCAAGCGCCAUGGAGAAUGCUUAUGUUAAGCUCUUGUUCUGCAUCGUACUUUUAGUUUUAGCUGUUUCAGGUGGGAAGAAGAAUGACUUUGGGGUGGAAGGUACACUCCUAACCAGGCCAUGCAAAGUUGCAAAGGAUUGUGCCCUGUGGGGGCCUCGUUGCCCAUGCGACUUCGCGCUCCAUCUCUGCAUUUGCCAGCCACCUCAUCUGAAACACCGAGGGCUUAAAGAAGGGCAUUAGAAAUUAGACAUCCAAAUGAAUAAAGAAAUGAGAGCAAAGUA
Linum tenue is the source of this 345-nucleotide messenger RNA. NCBI's taxonomy places the organism in Eukaryota, Viridiplantae, Streptophyta, Magnoliopsida, Malpighiales, Linaceae. The record is from the annotation of a GenBank genome assembly.